AUGACUAAUGGUUUAAAAUGUAAUACUACUUAUGCUAUGACAAAUGUAAGUUCUUUAAUGUUUUUAUUCCCUAGAACAACUAAUGAAGUAACAUGUAGUAGAAAUCCUUUAUUAGCAUCUUUACAAUUACAAAUUGAUAAUAAACCUUAUCCUGAUAAACCAUUUUCAUCUAUAGAAAAAUCACAUACUAUUUAUAAUAUUACUAAUGCUGGUUUAGAUAAUUUAUUCUCUCCUUCAAAAGAAUUUGCUUAUUCAUUAGAAUAUAAUGAAAUAGAUACUAAUUCAAUUAUAGGAAAAGCAGGAAAUGGAAAAUAUAUUCCACCACUUAAAGAUAAUACAUCAUAUUGUUUCUUAUGUAGUACUGAAAGAUUAAGUGGUUAUGGUACAUUUUGUGAUGGAAUUACUAAAGAUAAUGCUCAUGUAACACUUUCUGGAACUUUAUUAAUUCCUAAUAAUGAACAUCCUUAUAUUACUAAUCCUUUAACUAAAGAAUCAAAUGAUAGAUGUCCAAUUAUGCUUGUAUGUCAAGAUUGUUUCUGGAGAUGUACAUUACAAGGUGGUUGUGAAUAUAUUUGUAAUAACAAAUAUUUUGUAAGAGAAAAAACAGGAACAGAUUAA
Messenger RNA from Entamoeba dispar SAW760, 618 nucleotides. RefSeq lists its product as uncharacterized. Lineage: Eukaryota; Evosea; Mastigamoebida; Endamoebidae. The record is from RefSeq and is a predicted model, not a curated record. Bases 1 to 618 code for a protein of 205 amino acids. The transcript has a single exon.